Messenger RNA from Symbiodinium sp. CCMP2592, 1800 nucleotides. The record is from the annotation of a GenBank genome assembly. Lineage: Eukaryota; Dinophyceae; Suessiales; Symbiodiniaceae.
AUGCUGUCAUGCACAUCGGGAUGGCUCCUCGCAACACUGCUAUCCAAGCUUUCUGCCGCGGAUUCGUGUGGCGGUGUGCCGGCUCCGCAGGACCAAGAUUUCUUAGAAGGUGGGGAGGAGACGCUGGGAAGGAAAUUCAUCAAAUGUGCGGCUGCGUUAGAUGAUGCUGGUGGUCACCGCAGCAUUCUGCCCAGCACGCUCGUUUUCAGAAGACCGCCAGAUCCUUCUUCUCUGGGCUCGCAUGGUGGACCCACGUGCAGCUUUGGACUCCACCUCAAGGAGGCACUGUUGCAUCCCGUCUACCUCAUCGGAACCGGAUCGCGGGAGAUGGCGGCCUCACAGGCCAUGAACCAGCUUGUCCGCGUCGGGGCGUGCGUCCCAAUGGCAUGCGCGGAGACAUUCGCAGACUUGGCGUUACCACGACUGAUGGAGUGGCGGCAUGGCAGCGCAAACCACCAUCCUGGAGCCGGGCCGUGUACGGUCGUUCCAAACCAAAGCGCCAACUCUGAGAAUCUCGAGGCAAAGUGCAGACAUCAUUUGCACUUCCACUUCUUUCUCUCUGACUGCUACGCGGUCGUAGAUCUAUGGCGCCUGAUGUCCGACAUCACCUUCUACAAGAACUUAUUUGGUGCUCAAGUCAGAAGUUUGCCCAUGGAUUGGCCUGGUGGGACACAGCCAGGUGCUGCCCAGGUGGCUCUUUGGCACUAUCGGAAAUGCAAAGCUGGAAAUGGCAUGUACAUUGGAGUUUAUUUCAAUGCCAUCGCCGAAGAUGCAGUCGGAUACGAGCUAGGCAUGUGCCUGCCCUCUCUGAACACGAACUGGAACCUUGCAAGGGAACAGUUGGUUCGUUGGUGGUUGGCUUUCCAGAUGGGAACUUUGCACCCCGAGCUGGAAAUAGAUGCUGGCAGCCUCAAAAUUGCCGAGCUGGCACAUCGUUCAGAAGUUCCGGUCGACUGGGCCAUUAUCGGUCUCGGAAGGAGUGGUACAAGCUCUCUUGCGGCAUGGUUGGACACACAUCCACAGCUCGAGCUGUUUCGUGACAAGACCGACUCCUUCAAUGAGGGUGCUUUCCACUACCUGUUCCGGCGGACCAACCUGGAGCACUUGGUCAGGCGAGACAGCUUGGCCCAGAAUCCUGCAAAAACUGGAAGGCGGAAGCGGCGAAUAUUAGCAGGAUUCAAAGAACCACAUCUGCUUCAGCAGGAGCGGGGGAGACUAAUCCUGGCGGAAAUGCAGCACGUGAAGUUGCUGGUGAUUGUCAAGAACUGGGCUGAUUGGCUGAAAAGCCAUGUGCUGUUCGCUGGCGCGACCGGCUGCUUUCCAAGAAUCCUCGCACAGCUUCGUGAAGAUUCCGACGUAACCUCAUGCGGCUUCUCCUUCGAGUCUGGCCAUGUCGUGCCAAAGAUGCAGGACUUGGAAUCGAAAGGAGUGGCCGUGCACCGAAUGAAGCUGGUGCACCUCGAUACACUGAUGGCAGAGGGAGAGGCGUCUCUCCAGCGGAUCGCUGCCUUCCUUGGGGCGGGUGCAGCAAAUCGCUCCUUUGAGCGUGCUGCGGAGCUGCCACAGCAAGGCAAUGUCACAAGCGCCAACGAGGCUGCUUUCUGGAAGGAAUGGUGUGAGCUGCCGCAAGAUAUGGCUCUGAGACUUGAGCGACGACGAGAGGCUGCGACCGUCGGGCUGGCAGAGAUCUUGCUCAGAAGCCUGGAACCUGUGCCGGCCUCUCUCUUGAGACCGGAGCCCUUGCAAGACUAUGCCUGUAAACGCGCGCGCGCGCGCGAGCUGGACCAAAAGGCUCGCUGA